GCGGAGUGGCACUCGCGCACGACUCUGCGUUUUUACCAGUCCAGCGAGUUGGGGCCCCUCUUGUCUCCCGCUGCAGCAGAGGGGGCCCCCCUUUUGGAGUUUCCUUUUUUGCAAAAUAUAAAACCCCAACUUUUGCUGCCCCGCAUGCAGCCCCUGGAAACCCUCCUGAGGCUUCCCGCGUCUCUGCAGCACGUCGACAUUCCCCUCCCCCCGCACGACCAGUGGAUACUGGAGGACUAUUUUUUGACAAUUCUUCGAAACUUUUUGCCAAACAUUUCCCUUUGUGCGGAGCAGCUUUUGCGAGUGCCAGUAGACCACCCGCAGUUCGACUACGUCUUGGUGGAGUGCCUUUUCAGCGAAAUGCUGCGGCUGCCUCGCUCUCCGAUCAUCAGGGGCGCCUCGGGGGCCCCCUUUGCCUACGCCCGUCUGCUGCACCGCCUCUGCCAGCUGCAAAACCCUCUCAUUUCUGUUGUUGAGACUCUUCUUACAAGUCUUGUGCGCCGCUCUAUUGACAUGGACCACCAAACCCUUCUAACUUUGUCGGACUUUUUUGGGUACUGGUUAAAUGCCUGGGGGGGCCCCAGCAAGCUGCUGGAAGAAUGGGUUGGAGUUGGAAGGGGGCCCCCUUCCACAAAGCUCUUCAUCAAGCUGGCCCUCGAGAAGGCCAUGCGCAUCAACUACCCAGACGCACUCUGUAUGUACACCUCCAGCUAG
This is a messenger RNA of Eimeria tenella, 714 nucleotides long. RefSeq names its product nuclear cap binding protein, putative. The annotation marks the transcript as partial. Gene Ontology annotation, cellular component: nuclear cap binding complex; nucleus. The transcript is spliced from 5 exons. Gene Ontology annotation, molecular function: RNA cap binding; mRNA binding. Gene Ontology annotation, biological process: nuclear-transcribed mRNA catabolic process, nonsense-mediated decay; mRNA export from nucleus. NCBI's taxonomy places the organism in Eukaryota, Apicomplexa, Conoidasida, Eucoccidiorida, Eimeriidae. The record is from RefSeq and is a predicted model, not a curated record.